Gracilinanus agilis (Agile Gracile Mouse Opossum) is the source of this 720-nucleotide messenger RNA. It is a transcript of the gene ASCL1, whose product is annotated as achaete-scute family bHLH transcription factor 1. The transcript has a single exon. The record is from RefSeq and is a predicted model, not a curated record. Gene Ontology annotation, biological process: sensory organ development; regulation of neurogenesis; positive regulation of transcription by RNA polymerase II. Gene Ontology annotation, cellular component: RNA polymerase II transcription regulator complex. Gene Ontology annotation, molecular function: protein dimerization activity; DNA-binding transcription factor activity, RNA polymerase II-specific; RNA polymerase II transcription regulatory region sequence-specific DNA binding. Bases 1 to 720 code for a protein of 239 amino acids. Lineage: Eukaryota; Metazoa; Chordata; Mammalia; Didelphimorphia; Didelphidae.
AUGGAGAGCCCCUCCAAGAUGGAAAGCACCGGGGUCAGCCAACAGCCUCCUCCGCCGCCGCCGCCACCGCAGUCCCAGCCGCAGCCACCUCAACCACAGCCUCCCCAGCCGUUCUUGCAGCCCGCCGCCUGCUUUUUCGCUGCUGCAGCGGCGGCGGCGGCGGCGGCUGCUCAGAGCGCGCAGCAGCAGCCGCAGCAGCCCCAGCAGCUGAGUCCGGCCGACGGCCAAGCCUCGGGGGGCGGUCACAAGUCAGCGCCAAAGCAAGUGAAGCGGCCGCGUUCCUCUUCGCCGGAGCUGAUGCGCUGCAAGCGGCGCCUCAACUUCAGCGGCUUCGGCUACAGCCUGCCUCAACAGCAGCCCGCCGCCGUGGCCCGGCGCAACGAGCGCGAGCGCAACCGUGUCAAGCUGGUCAACCUGGGCUUCGCUACAUUGCGGGAACAUGUCCCCAACGGCGCGGCCAACAAGAAGAUGAGCAAGGUAGAAACUCUGCGCUCCGCUGUAGAGUACAUCCGCGCCCUGCAGCAGCUGCUGGACGAGCACGACGCCGUGAGCGCUGCCUUCCAGGCUGGCGUCCUGUCGCCCACCAUCUCCCCCAACUACUCCAACGACUUGAACUCAAUGGCCGGCUCCCCGGUCUCUUCCUACUCGUCCGACGAGGGCUCCUACGACCCGCUCAGUCCAGAGGAACAGGAGCUUCUGGACUUUACAAACUGGUUCUGA